Messenger RNA from Stereum hirsutum FP-91666 SS1, 715 nucleotides. RefSeq lists its product as uncharacterized. Lineage: Eukaryota; Fungi; Basidiomycota; Agaricomycetes; Russulales; Stereaceae. The record is from RefSeq and is a predicted model, not a curated record. The transcript is spliced from 4 exons. Bases 54 to 533 code for a protein of 159 amino acids.
CCCCACCUCCACUCACCUCGUUAUCCAUUACCAUCUUCCUCCCACUCAACACAAUGUUCGCUCUUCCCGUCUUCACUGUCAUCGCCGCUCUCGCAGGCUACGCUGCUGCCGAGUCCCACCAAGUCACCAUGACCAACAAGUGUGGCUCUGGAAGCCCAGUCUUCCUUUAUGAAGCCGAUGGCAACCCUCAAGGUCCAGCUACUGUCAACGGACAGCUCCUCGGCGGUGUCGCCUGGCUCGACGGGUUCUCCGGUGCUGACUGCCUGAACUCUGGCGUCAACUGCGGUAUCGUCGAGUUCACUCUGAGGAACGAUGCGCCAAACCAAAACGCCGCAGAUUUCUCGUUCCAAACGCAGGGCAACCACCAAUACGUGUACAACAUGGCAUUCAACUAUUUCGGCGCAUGCACUGAGAGCGCGACUUGCACGUCCGCUACCUGCCCUGGUGCCUUCACGGGUUCGAACACUGAGGAUGGCGCACCCGUUCAAUGCAUUGGUAGCGACGUCGGAAUCAACAUCGUUUUCUGCCCCUGAGGAUUUGAGGUGCUGAGAGGCUAGCCCGCCAACAACAACGAUAUUAUUGAUGGAUUCGGGCUUGGGUGUAUAUAUAUCGAUAUUUAUGAACUACUGUAAUACACGGGUGGCUCUGCCUACUCAAGUUUGGGAACCUCUUUGCUGAAUGCUCUACCCAUCGUGUGUCUGAUUGACACAUUCGC